Lepisosteus oculatus (spotted gar) is the source of this 2874-nucleotide messenger RNA. RefSeq names its product solute carrier family 46 member 3 (gene slc46a3). NCBI's taxonomy places the organism in Eukaryota, Metazoa, Chordata, Actinopteri, Semionotiformes, Lepisosteidae. Gene Ontology annotation, cellular component: lysosomal membrane. The record is from RefSeq and is a predicted model, not a curated record. Gene Ontology annotation, biological process: vacuolar transmembrane transport. Gene Ontology annotation, molecular function: transmembrane transporter activity.
CCGAAGCAUUUAGCGACUUGCGGGAUAAACGUCUGACAAGUGAUCCCCUAAGUACUUACUGUACCUGGGGUUGCCGCGAAUUCAUCGCUUUCUCUACGCUUUUGGUUAAUUUGUAGUUAACAAAAUUAAAAAAUAAAAUUUACACAGUGCAUGCUUUAUAUGCAUGUUUGUAUAAAAAAAUAGCUUCUGUGAGAGUGCCGGACUCCAAGAACAGAAUGAAACGGUUCUUCCUCGUAGAACCCGUGAUUGGCAUUUUUGCGUUUGCAAGUCUGUUGACUUAUCCAGUACUGCAGCAGUAUGUAUACCAGCGACUUUGGGAUGAGAUUGCCAACUCCAGUUAUCCCAGAACUCAAAGCUCUUCCCAGUGCAUGAGCAAUGACAGCAGUGUGAAAAAACUUUACGAUGAUGUGCAGAAGGAGACUUCCUUGUUUUUGUUAUACAGUGAGUUGUGCUUCAUGUUCCCCAGCCUGGUGGUCUCCUUGUUGCUCGUGUCCUACAGCGAUCACAGAGGCCGCAAGAUAGCCAUCGUCCUGCCCCUGAUAGGAAAUGUUCUCUUCUCCUUAAUCUACUUUGUCGUCUGCUCAUUCUCUUUGAACCUGAACAUUGUGCUUGUUGGUUCUUUUCUGAUGGGCCUGUGGGGGGGUCCCACCUCCCUUGUAGCAGGCUGUUUUGCUUACGUGGCAGACCUCUGUGACAACAGCAAAAAAAAGACUGUGCGCAUGGCUAUUUUGGAAAUGGUUGUGGGCCUGCUGUCUGGGGUGGCCUCUUUAUCUACGGGCUACUUUAUACAGGCAGGAGGCUUUAAAUGGCCCUUUCUCACAGCAGCCCUGCUCCACUGCCUGAACAUUUUCUACGUUGUUUUCUUUCUUGAAGAAACAGUGAAACCCCCCAACUUCAGCCCCUUGCCAGGUUUCACUAUGGAGGCCUUGAAAAAUCGUUUCCACAGGGUCUACCUCCUCUUCGUGGCCUCCAGCAGGAAGAGGAGCACGCUCCUCAUCCUCAUGAUGCUCGCCUUUACGUUCCACAAGUUUGCCAAUUUCGGAGGGAUCUUCAUGUUCAUCAUUUAUGAGCUGAACGCCCCCCUCUGCUGGAAUGAAAUCCUGAUUGGGUAUGGCUCUGCUCUUUCCACCUUGAUCUUCCUUUCCAGUUUUGCUGGGGUGUUUUGCUUCUCCCGCUGCCUUGAGGACAUCUACAUUGUGCUGAUCGGCCUUGUCUCAGCCAUGGCAGGAUUACUGAUGGCAGCCUUUGCCAAAACCACACUUCUGAUGUUUCUUGUUAGAGUACCGUUGCUUUUUGCCAUAAUGCCAGCUCCAGUGUUGCGAUCCAUGAUGUCGAAGAUUGUUUUGAGUUCUGAACAAGGGGCUGCAUUUGCUUGUUUGGCUUUCCUGGAGAUGGUGAGCACCGUGGUUUCCUUUGCAGUGUUCAGCAGUAUUUACGCAGCCACGGUCUCCUGGUUCUCUGGUUUCAGCUUCAUUUUGGCUUCCGGCUUGACUGUGAUCCCAAUUGUGCUGAUGGGCGCCGUGCAAUAUCUAGGUCUGGAAUCAACUGAUGAGACCCAGUUCCUCACUUCUGAAGGUGACGGUGAAGUUGACAAUGAAACCAGGAAGGACAGAACUCAGUUGUCCGACAAGGACAAGAGCUAAAUUGACUUUCUUCCAACUGACACAAUCACUGCCUUUAUGGUACAAUGGGACUGAGAGGCGGGGAUUAAAAAAAAAAAAACUCUACUUAUGAUUUGGUUUACUCUUAGUUUCUGUACAAUGUGUUUUAAACACAACUGUGAAUUGCAUGGAAAGAAACUGGGUGGUUGUCAGGUAAACUUUCCUCCUGGUAGGAGUCUUUGCAUAUGCCACGCAUUUGGCCCUACCUAUAUUGUAGUACUAAAACUUUCUUAAAAUACUUACCGUACUUAAAAUAAAAAUGUGUUCCAAUUGAUGGGCAAAGAUACUGUACAUGCAGCCAAAUGCGCUAUUAUUUGUGCAUUUUCACAGUGAAAAAUAUAAUAUGGACAAAUACAUUGAUAGUGGGCUUGACAAGGCCAAAGUCAUAUAGAAUAGAAUUAAUUAAAUAAAAACUAAACAACACAAGGAAACACAAAUCAAUAAUAUGUGGGGCCACUGUGGGCAGUAAGAACAUCCUAGCUGGGAUGUUUCAUGUAUUGCACAAUGUUCCCAAAUUUUUGUGACUCAAUGCCAGGCCACUCUUUCAAUAGUAUUACCUACAGCUGAGUUAUGAUACAGGAAUUAGUACAUGGGAAUGGCCUGCAUUUUUCAUUUGAUCUAAGGAUUGGCUUUGAAUGUCUUAAUCUUGCUCUUCAUUAAGACAGUCAGAAAUAUGCUGCUUCUGCUACUUAGGGUUGACUUUGGAAUUCCCUAAAUUAUUGAUUUAGUGAGAAUAAAUAAUGUGCUGCCUGUGGAAAGAAAAUAUCAUUUUUACUUUUGAUAUUCUGAUGUUUUGUUUGCCAAACUAAAGGGUAUGAAAUGCUCAGCUGGGAUUUGAGGUUAAACACAACAAGUGCUGGUGCACUACUGCAUAUAAACCAAGCUGCUGCAAUUCAAUAAUUUAAAGAAACUUGAAUUUUACAGGCAAGGCAUCUAGAAUCGUUUUAAUUGUAUCAUUGGAAUCCCUAAACAGCUACAGAUUCCAGAGGCUGAUGACGAUUCUUUGGUUGUUGAGGAGAGCUGCAAACUUUGUAUAACAAUGGUAUAAAUCUUAAUAAAAUACUCUAUUGUCUGUAGCAUUAGUGUUCGAAAAUUUAACAGAAAAAGACCUAUACUAUAUAUUAGGCAAUGCUAUAUAGACUAAAGAAAGAAUGUAAUUAGCACUUUAUAGAGGUUAUUGUUAUUUGAAUAAAUGAUAGAUGAUAAUUGCAAA